Molecule: messenger RNA, 4263 nt
Organism: Columba livia (rock pigeon)
Lineage: Eukaryota; Metazoa; Chordata; Aves; Columbiformes; Columbidae
Gene: SNTB1
Product: syntrophin beta 1
Exons: 7
Coding region: 108-1676 (522 amino acids)
Cellular component (GO): synapse; dystrophin-associated glycoprotein complex; intracellular anatomical structure
Molecular function (GO): protein binding; structural molecule activity
Source: RefSeq, a predicted model, not a curated record
ACCCCGCCGCGCCGGGCGCUCCCCCGCCCCCCCGGCUGAAGUCCGGUGCCGCCGCGCAGUGCCGUGUCGGGGGUGCCGUCACUCAGCGCUUCCAGCAUGCUCCUAAGAUGGCGGUAGCGGCGGCGGGCGGCGGCGGGGGCGGCCGGGCGCAGCGCAGCGGCUGGCUGGAAGUUUUGGUGCGGGAGCGCUGGCACAAAGUGCUGGCCAACUUGGGCGGCGAGGCGCUGGUGCUGAGCGGCGAGGAGCGCCCCGACGGUGCGGCCCAUAAUGGCCUGGGAGGCGAUGGGGUGGCAUGCCGCGGGGCCGAGGGCGGUGGGGGAGCGGCGGCUGUGCGCACCGCUUUCACCGACCCCCCCGAGCAGGUGCCCGAGGCCGUUUCCAACAAGAAGCGCUGCGUGAAGGUGCUGAAGCAGGAGAUGGGCGGGCUGGGCAUCAGCAUCAAGGGGGGCAAGGAGAACAAGAUGCCCAUCCUCAUCAGCAAGAUCUUCAAGGGGCUGGCGGCCGACCAGACCCAGGCCCUCUACGUGGGCGAUGCCAUCCUAGCCGUCAAUGGCACCGACCUGCGGGAUGCCACCCACGACGAGGCGGUGCAGGCGCUCAAGCGGGCCGGCAAGGAGGUGCUGCUAGAAGUGAAAUACAUGAGAGAAGCAACCCCCUAUGUGAAGAAAGGCUCUCCUGUUUCAGAAAUUGGGUGGGAGACGCCUCCCCCCGAAUCUCCCCGCUUGGGCUGUGCCUCUGCUGACCCGCUGUCGCAGCUUUCGCUCUCCAUCCACAGAGACAAGAAGACGAUACCCCUCAAGAUGUGCUACGUGACACGCAACAUGACAGUGUCAGACCCCGAAAACAGACUUAUUGAAGUUCAUUCACCUGAUGCCAAGCACACCGUGGUGCUCAGGAGUAAAGAUUCGGCUACAGCCCAGGCCUGGUUCAAUGCCAUCCACUCCAGUGUCAAUGAGCUCAUCCCCAGGGUGAUUGCAGAGGUCAGAGACCAGCUGGGUAAAACAGGGAUUGCUGGAAGUCGAGAGAUUAGGCAUCUAGGCUGGCUUGCAGAAAAGGUGCCAGGAGACAACGAGAAGCACUGGAAGCCAGUGUUAGUGGUCUUGACAGAGAAAGACCUCUUAAUAUAUGAGAGCAUGCCACGGAUGAAGGAAGCUUGGUUCAGCCCUCUGCACACCUACCCCCUGCUAGCCACCAGGUUGGUCCAUUCUGGCCCAGGAAAAGGCUCACCACAGUCUGGGAUGGAUUUGUCUUUCGCAACCCGUACCGGUACAAGGCAAGGGAUCGAAACCCAUCUGUUCAGGACGGAGACCAGCCGAGACCUCUCACUGUGGACGAGGAGCAUAGUGCAGGGCUGCCACAAUUCUGCGGAGCUCAUCACGGAAAUCACCACAUCUUGCACGUAUAAAAGCCAGGAGUGUCGUUUGACCAUCCAUUACGAACAUGGAUUCUCUCUUACAACUGAACCGCAAGAUGGUGCCUUCUCUAAGACAAUUGCACAAUAUCCUUAUGAAAAACUGAAAAUGUCCUCAGACGAUGGGAUAAGGAUGCUUUAUCUGGACUUCGGAGGAAAGGAUGGAGAAAUUCAACUGGACCUUCAUUCCUGCCCAAAACCAAUUGUGUUCAUCAUUCAUUCCUUCCUGUCGGCAAAGAUUACGAGACUUGGCUUGGUGGCAUAAGCGGAAUACAUCUGUUUCUGCACAGGAAGACAGAGCGACCAUGCUAAUCUGAAGUACAGUCAACAGCAACAACCCGUACCAGCCAGCAGCACACACCAGCUUGGGGUUCAGGACUGAGCCUUGGUCAUUUCUGCAGUCUUCCAAGGCCCAAGUUUCAUUUUGAUCAGCAAAAGAGGUGGCAUGACAAGGAAACAGUGGAUUUCUUUGUAAAUAAUGGGAUUUUAAAAUCCCAUGUCAGACAGUAAAAGCGUGUAGCACCGUAUGUGUAAACGUUUCAGAAUCAUAAAUUGUGCCUAUUUCAAUGUAAUCAUUUAUAUAGAGUAAGUAAAGGGCUAAGCAGACAAGAAUGGGUGUUGAUUGUGAUGCCAGCUCAAGGUUGGUUGAGUAGAAGUUCUCCAAACAAGAUUGUCCCACCACCCAAAAGUAAAAUAUAUUUUUCUGUGCUAACCUGUGCACCAUUUACAGCAGAUUUUUCUUUUGGGGCACCAUCAGAACCUGUUGCUUCAAUACCCAGCAGAGCAGGCAAAUGUGCACGUUUGAGGAGGAUGCUCUAAAGCAAUACAGAGGUGGUCAGCGAACAGCUGGAGGGUCCCUGCUGGGGGGCACCUUCAAAUUAAAUGGUAGUGACACCUUGUGUACAUUCCUAGUGAUGGACCUAACGCAACAGCGAUGUAUUGAGAGCCCAGUGCCAGUGGGGCAUAGGUAGAAACGUCCUCAAGUUGCCUGAAUCCAUGUUGAAGCAUGACUCAAGGUUCUGCCAGCACAUUUCCACAGAGUUUUCCAACAGAAAGCUGUGCUGAACCUCCUGUCCUCCUACCCCAACCGUGUCAUCCCCUCAGCUCUGCUGAGGCUGGCUAUGUGAUCUGGAUAGAACAACAAAUGUGAGGAAGGAGGAAGACUUGAUUUUUUGAGUUUUCUAGAUUAGAUCAGAAAGGUUAUUCAAGCAGCUCCACAAUGGUGAGGAAACGCACCGGGCAGGAACACGAGCUGCACUGCCAGAAAAGCCUUAAUAUGGAGGGAACAGCUCCUAGGAGCACAACUUGGCAAGUCUGUAUUUAUUCCUUGCUGGUGAAACUGAAGACGUUCACCUCUGUACCCAUAACUUACUAGUUCCUGUUUUGCACCACAACUUACUAUUUUCAGUCAAAACAUGCCAAUCUCUGAGUGUCACCCUUGUUCUCAGUUCAGCUGAGCACCAAGCGGGGGGCAGGCAGGACCGGUGACCUUCAUCUUCAGAGAUCACACACACACCUUGCACCUCAACAACUCAACGGGCUUAGUGUGGUUGGGUGGGAACAGAACGAAGCAAAACAGGGAUGGCACCUACAUUGCUCUUAUUUUGUAAACAGAACUUCUUCAUAUAGGGGUUGAUUUUUGUUUGCUUUUAGAGUUUCGCCCUAAAUUUAUACUUUGAAGGACAGGAAUUGUACAGGAAGCAAUAAAUUCGAAGGUUGUAGAACUUUGCUUGGCAUACUGAACCGCUUUUAUUCUUGAGAAAGCCCACAAGUUUCAACUGAAUGUCACUUGACCGGCAAAGAGGAAAAUUAAAAACACAGUUUGGUUCCAUGUUGGUUUUAAGUUAAAUCUUGAGUGUUAUGCAUAAGUCAUGCUGUUUAUUCGCAGUGCAGGAAUUAGUUUGUGAUGUUUUCCAUGGAUAUCUUAAUCAUUGAAACUCAUUAAAAAAUUAAGAUGAUGGGCUGAAUUCACAAAAACUGAAAACAAUCAUUGAAGAACAACAGCCAAAUCCAGCAUCUCCCACCAGUCACAAGCAAGUUUGGGAGGGGAUUCACCCAGCUCUGAACUUGGGUUUUACUGUCAUGGUACUUGCACUUAAAAAUUAAUUCCAUUUGUAAAUUCACACGUUACAUAACUUACCAACCGUUUCCAAAUGGACAUUUCUCAUUUAGCAACCACUGCCAUUCACAUAACUUUCUUUGGCAGUUGUCUGGGUCUCCUUUGGCUUGGAAGCUUCUAGGAGAGCGUCUUCCGAGAAGCGAGAGCGGUCGGUACACGGGGAGACGGGGUCUUUUAUAUAUGAACUCGCAUCACGUCACAAAGUACAACUUUGUGUGAGGUUUCUAAAAAGCGAUUCAGGACACUUUUAUUGCUGUUCCAAAGCGUAACUUAAAAAUCUGGAUGCAGGCUCCUACAAAAGUUCCAGAGGUUAAAGUGGAAACUUGUGUACUGUGGGGUAGGUUAAAUACAUAAGUAAACUGUACUGCACUAUUUCCUUCUUCCUUUAACACUUACAAAUCACUGGAAUGUUAUACUUAACAUGUAUGUGCAUUGUAAAUAUUACAAAUUCCUAUAUCAGUGCCAACAGUUAAAUGACACAAUAUGUAAUCUAAGGUGCUCAGUAUUACAUGAAGUAUAAGUGAAUAACAGUUUGCAAAGAAAAUUCAUAUUAUAUAUAUAUUUAUAGAAAAAAAUAAUUACAGAUGCUAUUUCUUCAUUUUCAGAUUUCAGACUGAUUCAUAUUUGGAUGGGAUAGACAAAUGAAAUAUGGACCUACUCCACAUUUAUAAGAGUGUAGUGAAUAUUUAUAUUUUAGAGGAAAAGAAUAUAUUUAAUAAAGUCAUUUAUUGGA